Messenger RNA from Onychomys torridus (southern grasshopper mouse), 1815 nucleotides. It is a transcript of the gene Vdac2, whose product is annotated as voltage dependent anion channel 2. Bases 294 to 1181 code for a protein of 295 amino acids. Gene Ontology annotation, biological process: monoatomic anion transmembrane transport. Lineage: Eukaryota; Metazoa; Chordata; Mammalia; Rodentia; Cricetidae. Gene Ontology annotation, cellular component: mitochondrial outer membrane. The record is from RefSeq and is a predicted model, not a curated record. Gene Ontology annotation, molecular function: voltage-gated monoatomic anion channel activity. The transcript is spliced from 11 exons.
AGGGUGCCGUUGCGCCGCCUCCGCCGUUCCCCGGCCCUCGCCUCUCGGGCUGCCCCGUACAUUGCCUGACCCGUGGCCCGCCAGCUCCUUCUCGCCCCUUCCCCGUCGGACGGUCCGAGACAGCUCACCCCGGGGGAGUCACCGUGCCCUCGGACCCGCGUGGCCACUCCGGAGCAGCCGCGGUGGCUGCAGCGCAAUCGCGAGGUAGCGGAGCGGCCUGAGCUUAGCGGAGCGGCGCCGGCGGCAACGCCCCUCGGGACACCCGCAGAUCACCCUUCCCCGGCGGCUUCGCUAUGGCGGACUGUUGUGUACCGACAUGCCCAAGGCCAAUGUGUAUCCCUCCAUGCUAUGCUGACCUUGGUAAAGCUGCCAGAGAUAUUUUCAACAAAGGAUUUGGCUUUGGGUUGGUAAAACUGGAUGUGAAAACGAAGUCAUGCAGUGGUGUGGAGUUUUCAACAUCUGGUUCAUCUAAUACGGACACUGGUAAAGUUAGUGGGACCUUGGAGACCAAGUACAAGUGGUGUGAGUACGGCCUGACUUUCACAGAGAAGUGGAACACCGAUAACACUCUGGGGACAGAGAUCGCAAUUGAAGACCAGAUCUGUCAGGGUUUGAAGCUGACAUUUGAUACUACCUUUUCACCGAACACAGGAAAGAAAAGUGGUAAAAUCAAGUCUGCUUACAAGAGGGAGUGUAUAAACCUUGGCUGUGAUGUUGACUUUGAUUUUGCUGGACCUGCCAUCCAUGGCUCAGCUGUCUUUGGUUACGAGGGUUGGCUUGCUGGGUACCAGAUGACCUUUGACAGUGCCAAGUCAAAGCUGACAAGGAGUAACUUUGCAGUGGGCUACAGGACCGGGGACUUCCAGCUACAUACUAAUGUCAAUAAUGGGACGGAAUUUGGAGGAUCAAUUUAUCAGAAAGUAUGUGAAGAUUUUGACACUUCAGUAAACCUUGCUUGGACAUCAGGCACCAACUGCACUCGAUUUGGGAUUGCAGCUAAAUACCAGUUGGACCCCACUGCUUCCAUUUCUGCAAAGGUCAACAACUCUAGUUUAAUUGGAGUGGGCUAUACUCAGACUCUGAGGCCUGGUGUGAAGCUUACACUGUCUGCUCUGGUAGACGGGAAGAGCUUUAAUGCUGGAGGCCACAAACUCGGGCUUGCCUUGGAGCUGGAGGCUUAGUCCAAUUGAGAGAAACCUCUGGGAACGGAUUAUCAGAAGAUUUGGCCUUAACAUAUUUCCGUGUGACCAGCAGGCUGCCCUUCCCCCAGAAGGUGAUGCAUCAAAGGCUGAUUAAACAAGACCUGUAUUUUCAAUAUUUAGACAGUUUCCUGUUGGCUGGUUUCUAGUUGGGUGGUUACCUAGUUAUCAGGGCUGCCCCUGUGCAGUGCCUCUGCAUUAUUUAAAUGUAUGUAAUGUUAAAUGUGCUACCCACCAAUGAUGAAAUAGACGUUUAUGAAAACCGUGCUAUGGUCUGCAUGUUUGUUCUCUGUUCUUUAACAUUGACCAUUGUACUGAAUGGAUCAGUGGAUGUUUUAAGAUGAGGAAGAGAUUUUUUUGUGUUAUAGUCAACCAUCAUCAGAAUUACUUUGGUAAUCCCAAACAUGACAAAUUAUGAAUAAAACAAGUGUACAUAACUAAUGACUCCACGUAUGUGCAGUUACAGGUUGGCCAGCCAGGGGCCAAACCUUGGUUAAUACUUUUCUGGUGAGCAGUUUGCUCUUUACCUUAAUCUGUGCAGCUAAAUUCCUGUGUCCUUAGCUUAAUUCCACGAGACCUUUGAGACGACAAUAAAAUCAGAGGAUACAUACUUUAA